AUGCGCGCCCGCCGGGGGCUGCUGCGGCUGCCGCGCCGCUCGCUGCUCGCCGCGCUCUUCUUCUUCUCGCUGUCGUCUUCGCUGCUCUACUUCGUCUAUGUGGCGCCCGGCAUAGUGAAUACCUACUUCUUCAUGGUGCAGGCUCAAAGCAUCCUGCUUCGGGACAAUGUGAGGACCAUUGGUGCCCAGGUGUAUGAGCAGGUAGUCCGCAGCGCCUAUGCCAAGAGGAACAGCAGCCUGAAUGAUUCAGAUUAUCCUCUGGACUUGAACCACAGUGAAGCCUUCCCCCCAACCACGACAUUUCUUCCUGAAGAUUUCACCUACUUCGCCAAUCACCCUUGCCCAGAGAGGCUCCCUUCCAUGAAGGGCCCAAUAGACAUAAACAUGAGUGAAGUCAGAAUGGACGAUAUUCACGAGCUCUUCUCCAGAGACCCAGCCAUCAAGCUCGGAGGCCACUGGAAGCCUUCGGACUGUGUGCCUCGAUGGAAGGUGGCCAUCCUCAUCCCCUUCAGGAACCGCCAUGAGCACCUCCCGGUCCUCCUGCGACACCUGCUGCCCAUGCUUCAGCGCCAGCGCCUGCAGUUCGCCUUCUAUGUGGUCGAGCAAGUUGGCACCCAGCCCUUUAACCGAGCCAUGCUCUUCAAUGUCGGCUUUCAAGAAGCCAUGAAGGACUUGGACUGGGACUGCCUGAUCUUUCAUGAUGUGGAUCAUAUACCCGAGAGCGACCGCAACUACUAUGGCUGUGGACAGAUGCCCAGGCACUUUGCGACCAAACUGGACAAAUACAUGUACCUGCUUCCCUACGCAGAGUUUUUUGGUGGAGUAAGCGGCUUGACUGUAGAACAGUUUCGGAAAAUCAAUGGCUUUCCUAACGCCUUCUGGGGCUGGGGUGGAGAAGAUGACGAUCUGUGGAACAGGGUACAAAAUGCAGGCUAUUCUGUGAGCCGGCCAGAAGGGGACACGGGAAAAUACAAGUCCAUUCCUCACCACCAUCGAGGAGAAGUCCAGUUUCUUGGAAGGUACGCUUUGCUGAGGAAGUCAAAGGAGCGGCAAGGGCUAGACGGCCUCAACAACCUCAACUACUUUGCAAACGUCACGUACGACGCCUUGUAUAAAAACAUAACUGUCAACUUGACACCCGAGCUGGCUCAGGUGACUGAGUACUGAAAUGUGGAGAGAAGCCGCGUCCGCCUACCCACCACCCCCUCAGAAGCGCUGUGAUGUGCCAUCCUGGGGGCCAACACAGGACGAGGACAGGAAGAGAGUGGAGUGCCGGACUGUAGGGUUCCAGAAAACUGUCACAGAGUACACGCACAAAGGCCUUCGCUGUAGGCUCAAACAGGGACAGGAGGCUUGGGGACACCUCUCAUCAGCACUGGCUUCAUUCUACAAGACAGACGUCUGCCCUGCUGCUCUCUUCUGUCCCCACCCCAGGGCCAGGCUAGGUGCCCCUCGCAUAGAUGGAUGGCCGAGCCCAGAGGCCACCAUGGCCAGCCACCCCUGGCUUGAAGUAGGAGGACCACCACACCGUUCAUUCUCCGCA
Molecule: messenger RNA, 1543 nt
Organism: Peromyscus eremicus (cactus mouse)
Lineage: Eukaryota; Metazoa; Chordata; Mammalia; Rodentia; Cricetidae
Gene: B4galt5
Product: beta-1,4-galactosyltransferase 5
Exons: 9
Coding region: 1-1167 (388 amino acids)
Biological process (GO): glycoprotein biosynthetic process; carbohydrate metabolic process
Molecular function (GO): UDP-galactose:glucosylceramide beta-1,4-galactosyltransferase activity
Source: RefSeq, a predicted model, not a curated record